AUGGUGCUGGACCAAAUUGUGAUCGCCAGUCUCGCUGACAAGUAUAAGAUCGAUCAGGAUUUUAAAAGUGGAUCGAGAGAUGGCUACAUUAUCGAUCAGGAUUUUAAAAGUGGAUCGAGAGAUGGCUACAUUAUCGAUACAGAGUCAAAUACUGGGGACGAUCAUGGUUGCGAAGGCAGAAACCGCUGGAAGAAGGCAACGAUCGCAUUCACUCUAUUGAAGGCUAAAAUAGCCGCGACACCGAUCCUGAAACAUUUUGAUCCAGAACGAUCGCCUGUGACUGUGGUUUAUGCCAGUAAGUAUGCCAUAUCAGCAGCGUUACUUCAAGAACACGAUGGAAUCUAUUGGCCUGUCACUUUCUCUAGUCGCACGCUGAAGCCUAACGAGAUUAAUUACGGGAUAGUGGAGAAAGAGGUAUUAGCUCUCCUCCGGAUACUGGAUAUCUGUUACACUAUGCUGGUCUCACGAACGAUCACAGUGCUUACGAGGCAUUCGACGCUGGCUUGGUUAUUGCAAUCUUCUGGCCUUAACGGGAGGUUAGGAAGAUGGGCUGCUCUCCUAUCAAAUUGGACAUUAGAGAUCCGCCGGAGUGAGAAAGGCGAAGACGAGAUAUUGGGUACCCUAGCUGCGAGUAUAACUCCCCGUAAAGAAGUGGACGAGAUGUUGAUCGCAAUCGCCCCGCGUAAGCAGCCUCGGCAAACAAUCAGUAUGCCACCACCCACGGUUGAGGUAGGGGAAGAUCUGUUGGUAGUUAGUUUCGAUGGGUCAGCUCGAGUGAAAAGGAAGGGCGGGGCAUAUAGCGCGAUCGUGUGGAAAUUACCUGAAUGGACGAUCGUGGCUGCCGCUUCUGAAUUUGCUACUAAUUUGACGGUGAAUGAAGCGGAAUAUCGAGGAUUAAUUUUCAGCUUGGAUCUGCUUGCAGAUCAGACCAGGGGACGUGUAAUCAUUUGCGGUGACUCGAAUUUGGUGAUCAGGCAAAUGCGUGGAGAGAUCGAAUGUAAAGCACCGGGUCUACAAUUGCUGCGUCAUUAA
Messenger RNA from Peronospora farinosa, 1032 nucleotides. NCBI's taxonomy places the organism in Eukaryota, Oomycota, Peronosporomycetes, Peronosporales, Peronosporaceae. The record is from the annotation of a GenBank genome assembly.